This is a messenger RNA of Prunus avium (sweet cherry), 956 nucleotides long. RefSeq names its product LOB domain-containing protein 1-like. Lineage: Eukaryota; Viridiplantae; Streptophyta; Magnoliopsida; Rosales; Rosaceae. The record is from RefSeq and is a predicted model, not a curated record.
UCAAGCAAAGCAAGAGAAGGCACAUUGGCCCCUCCUUGAAAACUUCCACCUCAUAUCUCACUCAAUUAGACAAAGAAACAAACAAAGCAACAAGCAAUGGAAUUCAACACUUCAACUCCCUCUGCUUCUUCCCCUCCACUUUCAAUAUCCCAGCUUUCUUCUCCCACUGCCUCAUUUCCCUCUCCUAAUAAUUCUCUCCAAUUAUCUAAUUUAUCUUCUCCUAAUUAUGCUGUUAAGAAUAAUAAUAGUAUUAUUAACACUAACAGUAAUAAUCCAACCUCUCCUUCACCACCACCACCACCACCACCACCACCUGUUGUUCUUAGCCCAUGUGCUGCCUGCAAGAUUCUUCGCCGGAGGUGCGCCGAGAAGUGUGUUUUAGCUCCAUAUUUCCCUCCUACCGAGCCCCUCAAGUUCACUAUUGCCCACAGAGUCUUUGGAGCUAGCAACAUCAUCAAGCUCUUGCAGGAGCUUCCAGAGUCUCACAGAGCAGAUGCAGUGAGCAGCAUGGUUUAUGAAGCCAAUGCCAGAAUCAGAGACCCAGUGUAUGGCUGUGCAGGAGCAAUUUGCCAGCUCCAGAAAAAUGUCAGUGAGCUCCAAGCCCAACUGGCCAAGACACAAGCUGAGCUUCUCAACAUGCAAUGCCAGCAGGGCAAUUUGAUUGCUCUAAUUUGUAUGGACAUGGCACAAUCCAAAGACCCCAUUUUGCAGCAGCAGCAGCAACAACAGUCUUACCUUGACACAAGCUGCUUUCUGGAUGAGACCAAUUUGGGCACAGCUUGGGAGCCUCUGUGGACAUGAACAGUCAUUUGGGUCAUGGGUUGAUGUUACAUUUAAGCUUAACCUCCAAUUGCGGACGAGACAUUGAAAAAUAUACUUUGAAAAUUUCUUCAAUAAAGUUAUCAUUUGUUAAGGUUUAUAUAUAUAUAUAAAUAAAUAAAUAUUCUUGUAAUAUA